Messenger RNA from Diatraea saccharalis (sugarcane borer), 378 nucleotides. NCBI's taxonomy places the organism in Eukaryota, Metazoa, Arthropoda, Insecta, Lepidoptera, Crambidae. The record is from the annotation of a GenBank genome assembly.
AUGGCGUUUCAGGGAUGUGAAGUUUUUGUUGGCCAUGUUCCGCGUUUACCGAUCGAUAAUAAUGGAGGAUUCGGAUUUUCCGGGGUCUCUUGUGCACUCCGAAAAUUAAGUGAAACCAGUGUUUGUUUAUGUGAGAAGAUCUUCAAAAGUGUUAUUUUUGAUCGGUUACAUCACAGCAAGUUUUGGGAGUCUUCAAAAACGUUCGCGAUAUGUGUUUCAAAUCACGCAGGUGCGUACGCAGCCGUAGUCUUUCUAUUCUGUCUGGGCCUGCUCGAACGCGCGAUUCCCCUUCAUGAUGGCCAUUCAUUUGGGCUUAUCCUUUACGCCGCCGCAAAAGAGUUUGCGUCAUUUGUCUUCGAUGUUGCCCCGUCGCAAUGA